AUGCACUUUGUACUUUUGUAUAUGGAAAAGGGAAUAUAUUUCAAGAAUAAUGAAGAAAUUGAAGAUUUACCAUUGGAAAUAAGAAUAUUAAAUGAUAAUGUUCUUCCGUUUAAUAUUCGACAACAACAACGUAUUGUUAGUCAAGUUAAUGAUAAUGUCAAUUAUACAUGUAGCAAAUGUGGCAAUAAAUAUAAAAGGGCACGAUCAUGGCGAAGACAUGAAAAAGAAUGUGGAACUGUACCAAAAUUUCAAUGUCUAAUUUGUUUACAACGAUUUAUGCGUAAACAUCAUUUAACUAGACAUUUGCGAAAUCUUCAUAAAGCUCAACCAAAAAUUAUUGAACAAAUUGUUCACGUAUUUCCGGAAUAAUGUGAAAUAUUUUUCGUUUUUUAUAUUAUAUAAUAUAUACACGUAACUUUAUAUGAAUGUGUAUCUAAUAUACAGGCCCAGAUAGCAUGUAAGAAUGCAGCAACCUUGCGGCAAGCUUACCGCGCAAUAUUGCCAACUUUGCAUGGAAAAAUUGCCGCAAUCUUGAAAUGUCCCACCUGACCCAAGCUUGCAUGGUAAGAUUGCCGCAAGGUUACGUGCUAUCUGGGGAGGGGGGGGUGAUUUUUAUGUUCUGGACCGUCUAAAAAAUUUUUUUUUAAAUUCCACUUUUUUUGUUUCAAAAAACGAUAAAAAUGGGAUUAAAAAAUUUUUUUGGAGGUCCACAACAUUUACUUAUUGAAACAUUCUCUACAAUCGUAAACUUUAUUUAGUUGUUAAAUGUAUGUUAAAAAAUUAUUUAAUAAAUCUACCUAUAUUACAAAAAGAUAUCGCCACCGCUGUUUCAAGACUCUGAAUAUAGCCGCAAAUCCCCCCUCCCCUCCCUCCAACCCCGUUGAGGGAGUGGAUUUCCUGCCAAAAAUCACCUAAAUUUAGAGGUUAUGUUCGUUUCAAAACUCUGAAUAUAGUCGCAAGCCCACCCCCCCUUCCUUACGUUGAGAGGGUGGUGGAUUUUCGGCCAAAAAUGAUCUAAAUAUUGAGGUUAUGUUAUUUUGACGGGAGACGUCAAAGAAACAAACGUAACUUCAAAAUUUAGGCAAAAAUUUGGCAAAAAACGGCCAAAAAACAAACAUAACCACAAAAUUUAGGUCAAAUUUUGGAGGAAAAAUACCAAAAAACGAACAUAACCUAAAAUGUAGGUCAAAUUUUGUCAGGAAAAUGAAAAAAAUUAGAUAAAUUUUGUUUUAAAAAUUAAAAAUAAUAAAAAUUAUUAUUAAUAAAAAUCAUAAAUAACAUUUAAAAAAAUAAAUAAUAAAAUAUUAAUAAUAGUUUUAAAUUCCAGAAAUUGGCCAAACAAACUCAAAAUAGGUCAUAAGGACAUCUACAAAAAAAAUAAAAAAAAACGGGGGGUUGGCGUAAUAUUAUAAAAAAAUAAUCAAAAAAAAUAUAAUUUUUUAACAAUAUAUUUUUUUAAUAAUUGAAAAAAGUUUACGAUUGUUAUAUUUUUUUUUUCGAAAAUUAUAUAACUAAAUCUUCUAAAAUUGUUAGAAAUUAUUUUUUAUUAAAUUUUUGUUUGCGUUAAAGAACCAUUCUUUAAGUUUGAUCUAUCUCAUUAAGUUAAUUUAAUAUUAUUAUACCGGAAAAAAUCAUUGAGGUACGAAGAAUCGAACCCGGGUUCGACGCACAGAAAUUGAGAACAUUAACCUACCAGCUAAGAUGAACAAGUGAUUGGAAAAAUAAUUUUCUGCUUUUUGAAUUAAUAUUGACACAUUUGUUUGGUAAUAAUAUUUUUCCGUGUAAUAUUGAGUUAACUUAAAAUGUUAAAUAAAAUACAAAAAAUAAAUAAUAAAGCAAAUAAAUAAAAAUAUCAAAUAUUUUUUUAAAAUAUUAAAAAAAAAAUUUUUUUAAUUUUUUAAAAUAUUUUUUUUAAACACAAAACUACGUUUUUUGUGAAUCCAAGCAAGUCAAAGUGCAAGAUUUUUGUAAAUUUUCAAUAAGUCUAUGUAUUAAGGGAAACAAUUUUAAUAUUCGAUUUUAGUUUUUGAAAUUAUUUAAUAUUUAAAUUGAAAUUUCUUGUUCUAAACUUACUGAAUUAUUUAUAAAUAUAAGCGAACUAAAAAGAAACCAAAUAAUCGCCAAAGAAAAAAAAACUAGAAAUUAAGGACGUAAAUCUUAAUUUCUUUAAAUAUUUUAGAUUCUCGGAUUAGUGAAUUUAAAAAAAAAUAUAUGAAUUGAAAUAAAAAAAUAAAAAUUUCUUUAAAAUUAAAUACUGAAAUAUAAUGCAAUAACUUUUUCUUACUAAAAUUUAGAAAAAAAUGAUAAUCUAUAUUUAUAUCUUCAAAAUAAUAAAACAAAGCGCAAACACAAAAAAUAGUGUAUCUAAUUAUAAUAGUUUAAUGAAAAUACAACAACACUUGUAUAUUAAAAUUUGUCAAUAAUAAAAAUGUAUUCUAUAUAUUGAGUCAAAUAAAUAAUAUUUGUCUUAUA
Molecule: messenger RNA, 2472 nt
Organism: Leptopilina boulardi
Lineage: Eukaryota; Metazoa; Arthropoda; Insecta; Hymenoptera; Figitidae
Product: longitudinals lacking protein, isoforms A/B/D/L-like
Exons: 2
Coding region: 1-369 (122 amino acids)
Source: RefSeq, a predicted model, not a curated record